UGUUUAUUGACAUGUGGAGUUAAUUGGACAUAACCUCUGUCAAAUUAUUAGUAUUUUUAUAUUAUUUUUUUUUAGUAAAUAAACAAAUUAAAAUAAUUAAAAAAUUAAAAUGACGUCCAGCGAAUGUACAUUACGAGCAAUGAAUUGUGAAAUGAAUUUGUUGUCAAUGCCCGAUGGUUCUUCAAUGUUUAUGCAAGGUAAUACGUGCAUAGUAGCUGGAGUUUAUGGGCCAAUUGAAGCCAAAUUACAAAAAAUGUUGCAUGAUAAAGCGAGUGUAGAGGUUGUUUUUACUCCAUUAAAGGGACCACCCAGUAUUGAUGGAAGAAUGAAAGAGUUAUAUAUCAAAGAAACAUGUGAAUCAACUCUUAUAACAUCUCUUCAUCCUGGUACUUCGAUUUCAAUAAAUACUCAAGAAAUGCAAGAUGAUGGGGGUCUCCUUGCUUGUGCGAUCAAUGCAUCAUGUAUUGCGUUAAUUAAUUCCAAUUUAUCAAUGAAGUUUACCAUAGCAGCCGUUAACUGUAUGAUUGAUGAAGAUUCUAAAGAAAUAAUUGUUGAUCCAGAUGAAAUACAGCUUCAAAAUGCCAAAGCCACAUUUAUGUUUGCUUUUGACAGCGUUAAGAAAGACAUUGUUUGUUGUAACGCAAUGGGCCGAUUUAAUGAAAAACAAUUACUCGAAGCUACGGAUAAGUGUCGUGAUGCAAGUAAAUAUAUUUUUGAUUUCUAUCGUGAUAUUGUUAAAAAAUACGCUUAUGCUAUAUGAUAAUAAAAAAAAACUCAAUACUAUAAUUAUUUAUAUUUAUUUUUAAUUUUGUAAGUAUUUUUUUUCACAAUUUCUAAUAAUAAAUAUUAUUACUUAAAUUUUUCGCACUACAGCAACUAAAAAUUGUAAGAUUUUAAAUGAAAAGUUGCACAUAAUACUUUUUAAAUAAUGGGACAAAUUAAAUUUAUAUUCGAGAAAAUGCAAGAAAGUAUAAUCAUACUUAAGUCAUAUAUAGAAUUAAAGUGGCCGCUAAAGGGGGCCUGGCCGAUAGAGGGGUCACUUACCUCAAUAAUUUAUUUUUGUGACUCUAUUUAACGAUUAGGUGACUAUUUAACGAUCCGACUUUCUAAUUUUUGUGUUAAAGGAAUAACGGCUUUACUGAUCUGCUUAAUGACAAAUUAUUUUUUAGAAUCUAAACUGCGUAUGAGUUAUUACACGUGGAUUAAUAAUGCUAGAAUGCAUCAUUUUAAAUGUACAUUGUAAUACUAUAAAUAAAUUAAAUAGAUUCUAAUUAUCACAGAUGUUAAUAUUAUAAAUACGGUUUCGCCCCGAAUAUACUUACUGGGCUCUUCAGUAAAGUUGAUGCAAGUAUAUUCUACUUUAGACCGUUUAAAUGAUGUUAAAAAAGAAAAAAAAUUACGAUCAAUCCUUCAUAUGAUGAUGUUUAGACAUUUCUUACUUUACUUCCCUAGAUGUGUAAUAUACUAUUUUCAGGUUACUCUAUUUAACGAUCAGAUUUUUUAAUUUUUGUGUUAAAGGACAUCUAAUUUUUUGUAUUAAUCCAUAUGUAAUAACUCAUACGCAGUUUAGAUUCUAUAAAAUGAUUUGUCAAUUAAGCAGAUCAGUAAAGCCGUUAUUCCUUUAACACAAAAAAUAUAGUUAUUACAGUAAAUAUAUUUUUGAUUUAAUUAAUGUAAUAAAUAGCAUGUAUUUAAUUUAUCAAAGAUACAUUUUUUAAUGAAUAGAACUAUAGCAAAAGAUCAAAAUAUAUUUAAUACGAUUGUAUGAAAUAUUUUUUAUGGUGCGUAAUUUAUUGAUUAUUAAAAAUAUUAUUUAAACAUCACGACCUAAAAAAAAGUGAUAAUAUGAGUUUUAAAUCUUGUUGAUGCAAAAAUAUAAAGUUUGUUUUGAGUUUCAGUAAUAUUUAAAGAAAUAAUUGGUUCGUUUUUCAUGAAUUGAUGUUUUAUUGACGAAUCUGGAUUUAGUUGAGAUAAUUUCAACUGUUCGAUGUUUUUCAAAGCAUAUAUUUGUACUUCACCUAGAAAAAUAUAAAUUUAAAAUCAUUUUCUGCAGAUAAAAUACUUAAAUUUAAUAUAAAUAAUUAAAGUUACCCGUAUGGAAGCCGAAGAUGAAAGUUUUUCCAUGCAAAACUGCUGAUGUUAUUAUUCCAGUAAAUUUUUCAAAAGGAUUAUAUUCUUUCCAUUGUUCGACUUCAUCGUAAAUUAAAAUACAAUUAUUAUUUUCUAUAAUAAAUUAUAAAAAAUUUAUUGUACAAAAUUCUUUUAUAAAAAUAAAUAUGAGGUAAGAGACCCGGUACCCGAUCAGGGAACUAGUACCUGAUCACUCAUGUAUAUGUAUUUCUAUAUUCACUAAAUUUUACUAAAUAUAGAUAUACGAGUACGUGGAGUGAUCGGGUACCAAGUCUUUUACCUUAAACGUUUAUUGACAUUACUGAAAAUUAAUUACUAGACACUAAAACUGCUAUAUCUUCAGCUAAAUAAUAAAGUUGUUUUUUUCUUAAAUAAAAUUUUGUAAUUUGCUUGUUUUUGAGACUGAGUAAAAAAUACAAAUAAUCGUCUCUGGGAUAAAUGAUGUUUGAUAUAAUCGAUUUUCUUCGACGCAUGAAUUGCAAGGAUUCCUCAUCAUCAGAUGGAACUUUUAUCUCAUACUGAUAAAUACUCAAUGCAUCUGACGAUAAUUUUAAUAACUGGAAAAUAUAAACAUAUUUUUACUGUCUAAUUAAUAGUACCGACAAUACUAUUAAUAAAAUUAUUAAUUACUUUGUUUUCUUGAGAAAAAAGUACAGAAAUACCAUUAUCAUCUCUCAUAUGUAACUGGAUACGUCUUUUGUAAGUUAUUUUGUCUGAGACUAUUCCAUAUUCACUUAUAACAUUAUGAUAUUUCCCAAAUAAAUUAUUCAUAGUACCGACGCUGUAAAAUAUAUCAUAUAUAAAUAUACAUUUUUAAGUAAUACUAUUCCUACAACUUUCGUAUAAUCGCAUAUAUGACGUGGCAAAAAAUAUUUUUAAAUUCGAUAUCUACCAUAAAUAUUUGGCUUUAUAAGAAUAAUAGUAAUCAUCAGUUGUAAUGUUCCUUCCAUUCGGUAAAUUCCAAAAUUUGAGAUUUUUUUCCAACGACCUUGAAACUAAGAUUAAUAUUCUAGAAUCUAAAUAAUGAUAUCAUUGAAUUUAUAUGUUACUAAAUAAUAUUAAGAAAAAAAAUAUUGAUUACCUUUAUUAGGAUACCAAAAUGUAAUUUGCGAUAAAUAUUGUUCAUUAUCAAUUGUAAGAAAUGGUUCGCUCAAAUCAUCGAUAUUAAAUAAGUAUAUAAGAGCUUUGGUAGUUCCCACAGCAAAAUAUUUAUCUAUUUAAAAGUAAUUUUUGUAAAUAUAAUUAUAAUUAAAAAUAUAAAUUAAUAAUGUAAUAAAAACUAUUUUCUUACCCCAAGUAGCGGUACAAGUUAUUUUUUCUGGUUGAAAAGAUUCUUUGGACAAAUUAUCAAUCGUUUCGUGAUUAAUUUGAAAAUUCCAUUUUAGUAACCAUCUUCUGUAAGAGCGAAAUGUACAAUACCAAAUGUUACUGUUCGAAAUUUUUUUGAAAUUUGUAAUCAAAAGUCUGGGAAAUGAUCUUGUCACAAUAGUACAUAUUAAAUUUGAUGGAAUAUAUUUUAAACACAGUUUCCGCCAUCGGUCAGACUGGGAAAUACGAUUGUGAAUAAUAUUAUACCAAAUUUUAUGAACUCUUUCGAUUUUUAAAAGAAUAAUCGGAUUUUUAAUAUGAUCUAAUAUUGAUUUUUGUAAAUAAAAAGGCAAGACUGUGUCCAUUGAUGAACAAAUUUGAUAGGUUUUAAAUGCCACAACUUAAUAAUAUAUUCUCGUUAUAUUCUUUUGCUUCGGAAUUAAGAAACUAUUAAUUUUUAAAACAUUCGACUUUUGUAAAAUAUUGUCAUAGAAUGUGACAAUUAUUGAUUCCCUUCGAGAAGAUACAAGAAAAAAGUAGAAAAAGAAAAAUAGACAUACUACAAUAGUAACUAAAUAUUUUAAGAUUACCAGUGAAAAGUUUCAUUUAUAUAAUACUUUUUAAAUAAUAUGACCAAUUAAAAUUAUAUUCGAGAAAAUGCAAGAAAGUAUAAUCAUACUUAGUUUUAUAAUCAUUUAUUUUUUUUUAUAGACAAUUCCCUCGCAGAUUUGAAUCACGGUGGAAACACGGUGGGUUUGUUCCAUUUUACCACUGUGAUUACGCGGUGUAUCACAGAGUGGUCAAGCCACCGUAGAAUCACGGUGGAUACACCGCGUAAUCACAGUGGAUACACUGUGUAUACCCGGUGGUCAAAUGGAACAAACCCACCGUGUAACCACGGUGGAUCCACGGUGUUUACACUUCUACGGUGUUUCCACCGUGAUUCAAAUUUGCGAGGGAAAUUAUUGAAAUCAUUUUUUAACUUUAUAAUAAUAUUGUAAUUAUAGUAAAUAUGUUUUUAAUUUAAUCAAUACGAGCAACCUGCAGUCACUACGUGACUGCCCAAAUAUCACUACUAAAUUUAUGAAAUACACAGAAAAAAAAGAUUUUUUUGCUGCAAAAAAUCUUUACUUCCACCAAGAAAUUUUAUGCAUUAUGAAUUGAAUACAAAAAUUUUCUUGUGGCAAGAAAAGAUUUUUUUGGGCAAGAAAUAAUUUCUUGUGCCAAAUAAUUUUUUCUUGUUAAGGUUUUAAAUAAAUUUGUUUUCAAUUCACAAUGCAAAACAUUUCUUGGGGUAAGUAAAAAUUUUCUUUAGGCGAGUAAAGAUUUUUUACGUCAAUGAAUCCUUUUUUUUCUGUGUACGCUCUUUUGGCUUUGGGGAGCUCCUUAAAACCAAAAGGGAGUAUAAAAAUACGUCGUUUUGAAAUUAGUAACGCGAUAUAACUAAUAUAGCUAUAUAUUCGGUGACAUUCAAUCAUAUUUAGUGACAGAAUAAUUAAAAUAUUAAUUUGUUUAAAGAAAAUAAACACGAUCGUCUUUUUUCCCGCGUAAUUUAAAUUUAAUUCGAAUGAUAUAGAUAAAUCGAUUUAUCUCAAUGAUUGGCAAUAAAAAAGAGAUUAAACUAUGAAAAGACACAAAUUCAAGUCAAGACCUUUCUCACGAUACCAAAUUUAAUAAUAUUAACCAAUUUUAUCAGAUAGAUAUGCCGGGAACAAAAUUUUCCUUAUUCUCUUAAUAAUAUAGAAUAGAUAAUAAAUGGCAUGCAUUUAAUUUACCAAAGAUACAUUUUUUAUUCAAUACAAAUAUAGUAAGAGAUUACAAUAUAUUUGAUAAGAUUAUAUGAAAUAUUUUUUAUGGUGCGUAAUUUAUUGAUUAUUAAAAAUAUUAUUUAAACAUCACGACCUAAAAAAAAGUGAUAAUAUGAGUUUUAAAUCUUGUUGAUGCAAAAAUAUAAAGUUUGUUUUGAGUUUCAGUAAUAUUUAAAGAAAUAAUUGGUUCGUUUUUCAUGAAUUGAUGUUUUAUUGACGAAUCUGGAUUUAGUUGAGAUAAUUUCAACUGUUCGAUGUUUUUCAAAGCAUAUAUUUGUACUUCACCUAGAAAAAUAUAAAUUUAAAAUCAUUUUCUGCAGAUAAAAUACUUAAAUUUAAUAUAAAUAAUUAAAGUUACCCGUAUGGAAGCCGAAGAUGAAAGUUUUUCCAUGCAAAACUGCUGAUGUUAUUAUUCCAGUAAAUUUUUCAAAAGGAUUAUAUUCUUUCCAUUUUUUGGAUUCUUCAUGAAUUAAAAUACUUUGAUUAUUUUCUGUAAUAAAUUAUAAAUAGUACAAAAGUUUUUUAUAAAAAUAAAUCUAAACGUUUAUUCACAUUACUGAAAAUUAAUUACCUGAAACUAAAACUGCUAUAUCUUCAGCUAAAUAAUAAAGUCUAUUUUUUCUUAAAAAAAAUUUCGUAAUUUGUUUGUUUCCUAGACUGAGUAAAUUAUAAUAAAAGUUAUUUCUGGGAUAAAUGAUGUUUGAUAUAAUCGAUUUUCUUCUAUGCAUUAUUUGUAGGGAUUCUUCAUCAUCAGAUGGAACUUUUAUCUCAUACAAGUAAAUACUCAAUGAAUCUAAUAAUAAUUUCAAUAGCUAAAAAAGAAAUAAAAAUGUUUUUACAGUUUGAUUGUUAGUACAGUAGCAAUACUACUAAUGAAUUUGUUAAUUACUUUUUCUUCUUGGGAAAACAAUACAAAAAAAACAUCAUCAGCUGUAGUAUUUAAAUGAAUAUUUCUUUUGGAAGUUACGUUUUCUGAAGUUCUUUUAUAUUCAGUGAUAACAUCAUGAUAUUCACCAAAAAAAUUAUUCAUUGUACCCACAC
Molecule: messenger RNA, 6287 nt
Organism: Microplitis mediator
Lineage: Eukaryota; Metazoa; Arthropoda; Insecta; Hymenoptera; Braconidae
Gene: Rrp46
Product: exosome complex component RRP46
Exons: 5
Coding region: 110-760 (216 amino acids)
Biological process (GO): rRNA catabolic process; U4 snRNA 3'-end processing; nuclear mRNA surveillance
Cellular component (GO): nucleolus; nuclear exosome (RNase complex); cytoplasmic exosome (RNase complex)
Source: RefSeq, a predicted model, not a curated record